AUGGAUUUACAAGAACGACGAAAUGCAAAGACCGUGUCGGUCUCCAAUCCAUAUUUAUUACGUCUGAAAUGUUUUCUUUGUCAAGCAUUGAAUCCAAAUAUUAAUGAUGAAAAUAAUAAUUUAAAAAAAGAUAAUAAUACAAAUGAAAAACCAUUGAAUCCUAUUUCGAAGCUUCCAUUGUAUACAUGUGCGGAUUGUGAAGCUAAACUUCGACUAGAGGAAAAAGAAACUGCAAGUAGUUCAACUGUUACAUCUCAAGAAUUCGAAGAAGAAUCUGAUCGAAUGAUUAUCGUACCGGAUACAAGCUCUGAUGAUAAUAAUGAUGAAUGUUGGUGUCAAUCAUGUACAAAUGAUCUAGAUGAUUUGAAUUCUCGUCAACUUUGGGAUGAUCUCUCUCAUAUUAUUAAAUGUGUUUAUCGUGCAACCGACAAAGAAUUUUCAGAAAAUCAAUUUUCUGAUGAUAUAUCCAAAGCAAAAGAAUAUGUUAAAAAACUAACUGACAUUAAUUCUCAAUCUUUAUUUAAUAAACUUGAAUCAAUUGUAUUAGAAUAUGUUCGUGAAAUAAGAAAUCAAGUAUUAGAACGUUUUCAUACGUGUUCAAAAACUUCUCAUGAUGUACAGUUAUUUAUUUCAUUUCUUUUGGACGAAUAUAAUAUGUUCAUACAAGCAGCAAAUAAUGUUUCAACUAUUGUUUCGUAUUUAGAAGAAAAUUAUAUGAAAUCGUUUCAUUUAACAUGGUUAUUAUAUAAUAAACAUUUAUAUGAAAAAUUAAUAUAUAUGGAUCGAAAAAUUCAACAUUCAAUGUCAACCAUGAUUGAUCUCUUACAACCAUCCAAUGACGAUGAUAAUGAUUAUUCACCGGCUGAAUAUACACAGUUGUUAAAUAGAUUUUUAGCUUUUGAUGAAGAAAUGUCUGAAAUAGACUGUUUGUAUAAAGAUUCUCAAGCAAAAAUGACAUCAUCACCACUUAAUAUUUGUAUGCAUCAUGGGUAUCAAUUUGAAAAUAAUCUUAAAAUUAAGAAAAAGAAAAAAUGUAAAAAAGUUAAAAAGCCAAAACAAUUACCAGCAUCAUCGCAAGAAAAUACGAACAGUCCGGCAACAACAGCUGUUGAUAUUCCAUCGUCAAAUAGUUCAUCAUUAGCACCUGUUCCUCUACAACAAGGUUCGAAUGGUUCAUCAGUAGGCUCUGGUAUUGGUGGUGACGAAUCAUCAUCAGUAUCAUCCGUUGAUGAUUAUUUACUGGAUAAUGAUACAUCAUCAUCAGGUUAUACUCUCGAAGAUCAAGAAGAAUUAACUCGUUUAAUGUUAGAAGAAGAUUUAAAUGAACAAUUAUUGGCAAGCAUAUUAGAUAGUGUUUCACCGUUAGCAAGAAUACAACGUGAAAUAUAUCAAUCAAGAUUCAAUGAAAAAAAGACAAAUGUAACAACAACAGUUGAUGAUGAAAAAUGGAUUGAAAGCAUUAUUGAAGGAAUACAAUUUGCGAAUGAACAACAGCAAAAAAUAACAACAAAUGAUGCUAAAGUCAACAUUAAUUCCACGACUAAGAAUAACGAACAAGCCACGAAUAUCACCGUAUCUUCCGAAUCAUCAUCAUCUCAAAAAUCUUCGUCCACAAAAUCUAAAUCGAGUAAAUCAUCUCAUCGUCGUAAAGAAAGUUCAUCCUCCACUGCAUCAGCAACAACAAUGUUAACAACGACAACAACGACAACAACAACAACUCAAAUUCCCAAAAAAUCUAUUGCUGCUGAUUUACUUCUCCCACGUUCUAUAGCUGAUCUUUCAGCUAAAAUUCAAUCGGUUUCAUUUACUGCUGGAACGUUUGGUUCAAUAACAUCAGCAAAUACAAAUGAUUGUUAUCAGUCAUCAUCAUCAUCUUCGUGUUCAUCAUCAAAUUGUUCAACAACAACAUUAACAGCAGCCAAAACAACAACACCUACAGGUCAGACGCGUCUCAGCAUCAAUUUAACACGUAAGCCAGGUUCGAAAACUGCUGAACAUGGUGGUCAAAAAAUAGCUGAAGCACUUUUUAAUGAAUUAACAAGUUUUGGAAAUGGAGAACAUUUAAAUAAUGGAAGAAAAAAAGACAAUCAACAAUUUAAAAAAACUAAACAACAACGUUCAACUAUCAAUGAAACACUAAUUAAUUCUACAAAUAGUUCUCAUUCAUUUUUUAAUUCAUCAAAUAAAUCGGAUUCAAAUUCAUCAUCAACAGCUUACAAUAAUUUAGAUCAUCUUCUUCGUCAUGCAGCAUCAAAUACAGAUGUAUCAGAAGCAGCAUUGCAUUCAAUACUAUCAUCGUUUCAUUCUCCGACAUGUCUCGAUUCAUCAUCGUCAUCAUCAGUAAAGCAUUCAGUAUCGUCAAAAACAACUGAAGCAUUGCAAACAUUACUUGCUCAACAACAACAACAACAACAACAGCAGCAGCAGCAGCAGCAGCAUCACCAUCAUCAUCAAAAAAAGAAUUCAACAAACAAUAAUAAUAAACCUUGCGAAUUUUGUUGUUGUGAAUCUACUGAUGGGCGAAAUUGUGCAGCAUCAACGUGUCUUCAUUUGUCAUCAACAUCAAAUACAACCAAUGGGCCGAUAAGUAGUUGCGUUACAUGUAUGUCUUUGCCGGGCACGACAGCCUCAGUUAUGGGUACAACAAUAUCAGGUACCUUUAAUCAACGUGAUGUGGAGAUGAAAGAACGCUUAAAACUUAAAUUAACGAAAAGAAAUGUGCAAAAUUUAACUGAACAACAAAAUUUAUCAAAAGAUCAACAGAAAAAAAGUUCCACAACAAAUAAAAAACAAGCAAUACAAAAGAAUUCUAAAAUAAAAGAAUUUCUUAUUAGUGAUCAAAAUGAUAUUGAUGAUCUAGUUCGAUUUAUUGAUGGAAAUGAAACAACUUCAUCAAAUCAUAAUGAACAUCAAACAAUAAUAACAACAAACAAUGAAGCAGCAUCAAAAAAAAACAAAAAGAAAAAAGAUAAACAAUUAAAAGUGAAUAAUAAUAGCGAGGAAAUAAAAAUAAAUUCUUGCCAAUCUAAAGAACAACAAUCAACACAUAGAAAAAAACAAAAUACGGUCAAUACUGCGGAACGAAUGACUUCUUCUGAAAUACCAUCUCGAAGUGCUUCAAUUUCAUCAUCAUCUACGAAAGUGACACCUAUUCCAUUAUCAACUCCUGUUGUGGAAACUCAAAAACCUUUAUCAAAACGAAAACAAAAGGCCAAAUUAAAAAUUGAACAACAACAAAAACAAGUAGCUAAUUCUUCAAAUGAAUCAUCAACUAGUCCUAAUGUUAUCGCUACAACUAAUCCUCCUUCAUUAGCAUCUAUUGCUUCUGUUCUGGUCUCUACUCCUGAAUCAUCAUCAUCAUCAUCGUCAUCAUCCUCGUCGUCUUCAUUUUCUCAACGAACUGAUACACCUCGAACGAGUUUUGAUCACCCGUCAGAAAGUUUUGAUUUACCAGAAGAGGAAGUCAACUGGAUCACUAUUUCACGUAAGCAAAGUAAACAUAAGCCAGCAAUUUCAUCUGUGCCAUCUCUACUUGCUGUACCUAUUCUGCCCGUUGUUCCGCCGACUAAUGGCAAACAAUAUCGACCACAACAACAGACAACAGUCAAUACUAAAAAGACAACUACAACGGUCAAUCCUUCAUAUUUCGUUCAACAAAAAGUGACACCGACAACUAUUGUGUCAUCGAAUCUUGCCUCGGAAACUAUGUUGAAUACCAAUAAACAGCAAAAUACUGCUUUAGCUCCACCUCGUCUGCAAAAUGUACUAAAAAAUCAUGCGUCCCAUCAAUCACAAAAAGUUGAAACACUAUUACCAUGUGCAACGACUGUGCAACCACUUGUGAAUCUUUGGAUGAAUAAUAAUGUUAAGGAGCACACUACUUCAGGCCCAUCAACACAUGCAUCUUCUGCUUUGUCAUCAUCAACUCUACUCCCUACGACACCAACUUAUAUUCCAAGUCAUACUCCGCCACAAUCUUCGUUUGUAACAACUAUACCAAUUGGUAGUGCAACCGUUACUUCACCAUCACCUUUAAUUCUAUCUGAAACUUUAUCAUCAUCUAUGUAUUGGGAUCCUAGUGGUUUUCUAAUUCCACCACCAUCUCAAUCGAUAAUCAUCCCAACACUUGCACCUGGUCCUGUGCAACGACCGAAUUCAUCAUUUUCACCAGCUCCUGGUACUGUUAAUAAUUCAACAUCUCGCUGUAUUCAGCGACCUUCUCCUGAGCCACGUUCUUGUUCAACCAAUUCUGUUCCUUUUCCACUAUAUUCUCCUAUGAAUUAUGCUGUAGGUGGUAACUCAACUUCUUCGUGGAGUGACAGUUCUGUAACAAAUAGAAAUGAAUCAAAUUGGAACUAUACACAAGAAUCACAGCCACUGGGAUUAUCAACAGAUUCAACUGAUUUUCCUCUUUACAAUCCAUUUCAUAGUGGUGCUGGACUUACACUUCCGUCGACAACAGAGAAAAACUCACUAAUAAAUGGUUUUUCAGAACAUUAUACUGAUCGAUGUGCUGUUCCACACGAUAAUGAUACCAAUGAGAUGGAUGUACUCAAUCAAGAAAUUGAAGAUUUUAAAAAAUUUUGUUUCGAAAAAUGUCCCGUUGGAAACAUGUGA
Rotaria socialis is the source of this 4617-nucleotide messenger RNA. The record is from the annotation of a GenBank genome assembly. NCBI's taxonomy places the organism in Eukaryota, Metazoa, Rotifera, Eurotatoria, Philodinida, Philodinidae.